UUUGCUAAACCUUGGCCACGAAAUCUGGACUUGUCUUCAUAUAACAAUGCAUAGAUUCCUGUUUAUAGGAUUGCGUUGUACUUUAUGAAUCCCUAAUCUCUGCCAUUACAUACUAUGAAACAAGAAAGGUAAAAAAGAAAAAACAGAGCAAUGUAUUACAAUACACUAUUAGACGUUAUUGUAUCAAAUAAAACAAAGUCCAUCCCAUGUGCUAGUGAACUUAAAAAAAUAUUUUAGGGAGGAAAUGGCAGGAAAAUAGUUUUGAAAUUUAGAUAUUUUUCUGGGGGGGGCCACCCCAGACCCGUGGAAGAUUUGGUCCCCCCCAAUGUUGACUCCAUGGCUACGGCCUUGCAUUGACGCGCUAGUUUCUCUACCCCCCCCCCCUCCUCUAUUUAAGGCCUCAACACAGAGGCGUUGUUUCUCUGUGUGCCUAUGUGUGUCUCUCUGUGUGUCUCUGUGUCAUCUCUCUCUGUGUGUCUAUGUGUGUCUCUCUCUCGGUGUGUCUCUCUGUCAUCUCUCUCUGUGUGUCUAUGUGUGUGUCUCUCUCUCUGUCAUCUCUCUGUGUGUCUGUGUGUGUCUCUGUGUCAUCUCUCUCUGUGUGUCUAUGUGUGUGUGUCUCUCUCUCUGUGUCUUUCUGUCAUCUCUCUCUGUGUGUCUAUAUGUCUCUCUCUCUGUGUGUCUAUAUGUGUCUCUCUCUGUGUGUCUUUGUGUCAUCUCUCUCUGCUUAUGUGUCUGUCUAUGUGUCUCCGUGUCUCUCUCUCAAAUUGAGCAAUCUUUGGAAGAAAGUUAUCAACCAGGUAGGGUGUUGACUGUUAUGUUAGAUGACUCUAAGUUUAAUAGGUUUUUUUUUCAUUUGUACCUGAUGAUGAUUGCUUGUGUUGCAGUUGAAACGUCGUAUGCUAUUAUAUAAUGUAUUUAUUUAUUCUACGUGACUUUACCGAAAGAACCAAAGAGUAUCUUGCUUAAGUUUUAAUUUCCCUUCACCUGGCUCGCUACUUUGUAACUUUGUUUUGUUUUAAAUAUUCAGUUUUUUCCAUUUUUUACCAGGCCACGCUCGCUUGAGCUGCUGUACCGCUCUUGUUUCCAGAAGCGACCUGCCCACAACAACAACAACAAGCUGUCGCUGCCUCUGCAGAAGUGGUCUGAUGGAGCAAAGGCAGUCGGUGCGGCUCGGUGCAAAAAGGCAUCAAUGCGACCGGUGUGCAUACAGCACGGAUUGUCCUGCACAUUUGACACAGCACCAGAGAACUCACACGGGAGAGAAACCCUUCAAGUGCAGUGUGUGUGGGAAGGCGUUUGCACAGUCAUCUAAUCUUGUAGCACACCAGAGAACACACACGGGAGAGAAACCCUUCAAGUGUAGUGUGUGUGGGAAGGCGUUUGCACAGUCAUCUGCUCUUGUAGGACACCAGAGAACACACACGGGAGAAAAACCCUUCAAGUGCAGUGUGUGUGGGAAGACGUUUGCAGAGUCAUCUACUCAUGUAAUACACCAGAGAACACACAGGGGAGAAAAACCCUUCAAGUGCAGUGUCUGUGGGAAAGCGUUUGCACAUUCCACGUCUCUUAUAACACACCAGAGAACACACACGGGAGAGAAACCCUUCAAGUGCAGUGUGUGUGGGAAGUCGUUUAUAAAUGCAUCUCCUCUUAUAGCACACCAGAGAACACACACGGAAGAGAAACCCUUCAAGUGCAUUCCGUGCGGGAAGGCCACGGAUCGUCCUGAACAUUUGACACGGCACCAGAGAACUCACACAGGAGAGAAACCCUUCAAGUGCAGUGUGUGUGGGAAGGCGUUUGCACAGUCAUCUAAUCUUGUAGCACACCAGAGAACACACAUGGGAGAGAAACCCUUCAAGUGCAGUGUGUGUGGGAAGGCGUUUGCACAGUCAUCUACUCUUGUAAAACACCAGAGAACACACACGGGAGAGAAACCCUUCAAGUGCAGUGUGUGUGGGAAGGCGUUUGCACGUUCAUCUGCUCUUGUAGCACACCAGAGAACACAUAUGGGAGAGAAACCCUUCAAGUGUAGUGUGUGUGGGAAGACGUUUGCACUUUUAGCUCAUCUUGUAGCACACCAGAGAACACACACGGGAGAAAAACCCUUCAAGUGCAGUAUGUGUGGGAAGGCUUUUGCACAGUCAUCUACUCUUGUAAAACACCAGAGAACACACACGGGAGAGAAACCCUUCAAGUGCAGUGUGUGUGGGAAGACGUUUGCACAGUCAUCUGCUCUUGUAACACACAAGAGAACACACACGGGAGAGAAACCCUUCAAGUGCAGUGUGUGUGGGAAGGCGUUUGCACGUUCAUCUGCUCUUGUAGCACACCAGAGAACACAUAUGGGAGAGAAACCCUUCAAGUGCAGUGUGUGUGGGAAGACGUUGGCACUUUUAGCUCAUCUUGUAGCACACCAGAGAACACACACGGGAGAAAAACCCUUCAAGUGCAGUGUGUGUGGGAAGGCUUUUGCACAGUCAUCUACUCUUGUAAAACACCAGAGAACACACACGGGAGAGAAACCCUUCAAGUGCAGUGUGUGUGGGAAGGCGUUUGCACAGUCAUCUGCUCUUGUAACACACAAGAGAACACACACGGGAGAGAAACCCUUCAAGUGCAGUGUGUGUGGGAAGGCGUUUGCACGUUCAUCUGCUCUUGUAGCACACCAGAGAACACAUAUGGGAGAGAAACCCUUCAAGUGCAGUGUGUGUGGGAAGACGUUUGCACUUUCAGCUCAUCUUGUAGCACACCAGAGAACACACACGGGAGAAAAACCCUUCAAGUGCAGUGUGUGUGGGAAGGCUUUUGCACAGUCAUCUACUCUUGUAAAACACCAGAGAACACACACGGUAGAGAAACCCUUCAAGUGCAGUGUGUGUGGGAAGGCGUUUGCACAGUCAUCUGCUCUUGUAACACACAAUAGAACACACAUGGGAGAGAAACCCUUCAAGUGCAGUGUGUGUGGGAAGGCGUUUGCACGUUCAUCUGCUCUUGUAGCACACCAGAGAACACACACGGGAGAGAAACCCUUCAAGUGCGGUGUGCGUGGGAAGGCGUUUGCAUGGUCACCACAUCUUCAAAGACACCAGAGAUCACACAAGCAGCAGAAGAUCCACCUGGAGUGGAGUGUGAAAUCAGCUUGUGAAAGUCAAAGUGCUGCAAUGAGCCCAUCCCUCAUCAAACAAGAACCGGAAGAAAAUCCCAGCUUGGACACUUUUACAGGUAACGAGGUGAAAUAUGAAGAGGUGAAAUGUGAAAAUGUGAUGGUGAAGAAGUGAAGGUAAAAUGUGAAGAUGAAGAUUCAACUCCCAAAUGGGAUCUUCACAUCGAUGGAGACAACGUGAAGCAGGAGGAGAAUUCUGACUGAGGCAGAGCGAGGCAACUCCCAGCAGUUUGUGGAAGUGGAGGUGUGGGUGGACUUCCUCCGAGACAAUACAAAGUCAAAUGGAGACCCGGGAGAUGCGUAAGCCUUAGACCAGUGGUUCUUAACCUGCGUUCGAUCGAACCCCAGGGGUUCGGUGAGUCCGUCUCAGGGGUUCGGCGGAGUUUAAGACACACACCUGACUCAUGAUUGUGCACCAGUAAAACAUGUACCUAUGUUUUGAAUUUGAAAAAAUAAUUUUAUUUUUCCAAUUAAGAAGGGUUCUGUGAAUGCGCAUAUGAAACUGGUGGGGUUCAGUACCUCCAACAAGGUUAAGAACCACUGCCUUAGACGAUGCCGCUCCAAUAGAUGCACCUUUGUCGCAGGCCUUUAAUGACAAGAAUGUGAAGUUGAACACUCAGUUCCUAGGUUCAACCUGCAGGGUAAGAGCGGCCAGUCUUUGUGGACCUGUGUGUUGGGUAGAUCUCUAACCAGGAGCGAGAGCCAAUAAGCUCCCAAGCAUUCACUGUUAACAAUUGCAUUUAUAUUGUGCUUGCUUAAUUGCCUCGGCAAUUCGUAGUUUUGUAUCGUUUCUCGUCUCAAACACUCGAAGAGCAUCCCCAAGUGGCAGCUGCCCCUGUGUGGCACAAGGUGGUGGCCCUGCACCGGCCUGCAUGUGGACAAGAGCCUGUCAGUAGGGGGCGAUGGUUGAUGUGGCAUCUCAGUUGUGGAGUUUGUAGGUAAUGUUUAGAAUUUGCUCAAUUUUGACCCAGACGCCAGCAUGCAAUGGCCGACUCGUUUUGAAUGGUGCAUUAGUAUGUUGUACAUACACUGUUAAGCAGACGGUGCGUAUUUUUUUAUUAGCUUCUUGUUAAUAGGAUGUAACCUGAUGCAGUAUAUUUCAGUGCAGUUAUUCAAUUUUGUUAAUAUGCCUGUCACUAAUUUAGAAUGAAUACUUGUCUGAUUGCGUGCGUACAUGUAACCUUUUGUCUAUAAGGGUCAAACAUUGAAUAAGUCAUGUUAGGACAAAGUGUGUGUUUUUCAAGUAACCUGUACAGAUCACUCAGGUGAGACUCGUAGUUCUUGUGAUACAGAUAGAAGGGUAAAGAACCAAUUAUCAUAUUUUUACUGGCAAAUGAGGUUCCCAUAGUGUAGAUGCUUGCCCCGAGCUCUCAUACUCUGAUGGUGCAUUGUCCUUGAGUUGUGCGCCUUUUGGCGUCAUUUGGUCCAACCCAUAUGAGACUAGGUUCCAAGGAAAGCUGUCUCGGGUGUGGACCAAUCAACUUCAAGGACAGUGCACAUUAUCAGAGUUAUGUUCUUUUGUUUGUAUUAUGACUGCAGUUAUUGCGGUCUAUGCAAACAUGACUCCUUGUAAAAAGGUGUCAGUAUUGUUGCCAGAUAGAAGGGUAAAGAACCAAUUAUCAUAUUUUUACUGGCAAAUGAGGUUCCCAUAGUGUAGAUGCUUGCCCCGAGCUCUCAUACUCUGAUGGUGCAUUGUCCUUGAGUUGUGCGCCUUUUGGCGUCAUUUGGUCCAACCCAUAUGAGACUAGGCUCCAAAGAAAGCUGUCUCGGGUGUGGACCAAUCAACUUCAAGGACAGUGCACAUUAUCAGAGUUAUGUUCUUUUGUUUGUAUUAUGACUGCAGGUAUUGCGGUCUAUGCAAACAUGACUCCUUGUAAAAAGGUGUCAGUAUUGUUGCCAGAUAGAAGGGUAAAGAACCAAUUAUCAUAUUUUUACUGGCAAAUGAGGUUCCCAUAGGUCAAAGGGUACUUUUGUGUUUUAGGAAGCAUCUCCCUCUGGAGCAACUCAUUGUCUUUGAAAUAGGGAGCACACUCGGAUCAUUCAUCUGUUACAAGGCAUACCACUCAAAAGUUACACGUAGAGGAGAUACAUUCUCAACAACACGAAUUAUAAUUUUGUAUUACGUGUUGACGUAGAUUUUGUCGAAUUAGGACGAGAAAUGGUCCUUGCCGAUUAACGUCUGGAUGUUGACAACCAUGGGUUGAAGCAAGCCUGACCGCCUGCGGUGCCCCUCACAACCAUUUACGGCCUUGGGCCAGGAAAGUCACGAAAAAAUUGCACGCGAACGACGCAUCCACGCAAACUCCCGAUGCUCCGUUUUGAAGUUUUAAAAUGAAACAACUUUGAAUUGUAUUAUGUUUUGAAUUGUGUUUCUUCAAUAAAAGCUUAUAUCAUUUUA
This is a messenger RNA of Lethenteron reissneri (Far Eastern brook lamprey), 5564 nucleotides long. RefSeq names its product zinc finger protein OZF-like. The record is from RefSeq and is a predicted model, not a curated record. Lineage: Eukaryota; Metazoa; Chordata; Hyperoartia; Petromyzontiformes; Petromyzontidae.